AUGGACCAUGGAACCUCAUACGAAGACUUCGAGGUUUCCUCUGCGCCCAGAGACGCAACUGGCCAGUUGCGGGGUAGCAGAGCUCCCAAGACCCACGACGACUACGACGUCGCGUGGAUCUGCGCACUCUACUUGGAGAUGGCAGCUGCUCGGGCCAUGCUAGACGUGACGCAUGAUGACUUGCCUAUGCACCUGAGCGACAGUAACUGCUAUAUCCUGGGGAGUAUUGAAAGGCAUAACGUGGUCAUUGCCUGCCUCCCUGACGGGCAGUACGGUACCAAUAAUGCAGCCAACGUCGCCGCCAACUUGUUGAGGACCUUUCCGUCCGUUCGCGUUGGUCUGAUGGUUGGUAUCGGGGGUGGCGUACCUACAAAAGCUGAUAUUCGUCUCGGUGAUGUCGUUGUCGGAUCGAGAGUGAUGCAGUAUGAUAUGGGCAAGAUCACGGACGAGGGGUUCCAAAGAACUGCUGUUCCAAGACUAACUCCGCGCUCGAUUAAUACUAUCGUCUCCAAAUUGCGAGCGGUCCAUGAGAACUUUCCUAGUAGAAUUCCAGAGAUCAUGCGAGAGAAACUGAGGGGCCCAAACUACCGCCAUCCGAGAGUGCCUGAUCGUCUCUUUCAGUCAACGUACACGCAUAGACAACCGGCUCCCGACAAUCAACAAAUGAAUGACUCUCGAACUCUCACGUGCGACGAGUGUGACCAGUCUAGACUGCAGCCACGAUACACGCGGCCGACAGAAGAGCCUCAUAUUCAUUACGGCGCAAUUGCAUCCGGAAACCAAGUCGUAAAAGACGCCUCCAUCAGAGAUCAAAUUGCUCGAGAUCUAGAUGCUAUAUGUUUUGAGAUGGAGGCUGCUGGUCUUAUGGACACCUUACCAUGUCUCAUAAUUCGGGGUAUAUGUGAUUACUCCGAUUCUCACAAAAGCAAGGAAUGGCAAAGGUAUGCAGCAGCUACUGCAGCAGCGUAUGCUCGGGAAUUCCUUGAAACAUCGCCCGUGAACCAACAGAUUGUGAAUGUUACAGUCGACCAAACUCGGUCUCAUGACCAUCGACAGCGGUUACUCAAAUCCCUUCGCUUUAAUCGGAUGGGUUCUCGGAUGGAGACUGUAGGAAAUGCUGAUGGCCCAACUUGCCGCUGGUUUCUCAACCACCCUGGCUAUCUCGCCUGGCUAGACCCGAAGCAGCUUCCAGAUCAUCAUGGGUUCUUAUGGGUCAGCGGAAAGCCUGGCGCCGGCAAAUCGACCAUUAUGAAAUUUACCUUCUCGCACAUGGCAAAGGAAAAUCGUCGUAAUAUGACACUUGAUUGUCGUCCGAAUAGCUGUUUUGCAUCCUUCUUCUUCAACGCCCGCGGCGAACCUCUGGAGAGGACCAUCACGGGAAUGUUUCGAUCAUUGCUUAUACAGCUUCUUGAGUGGUACGUGGACCUCCAGGCUAUACUAGACGACUACAAGCUUGAUACAGAGAACCAUGAUAAUUGGUUUACCAUCGAUACUCUCAAAAUCAUGUUCCAGAAGGCAGUGUUGGGUCUCGGGGAAAGAGAACUUACAUGCUUCAUCGAUGCUCUUGAUGAAUGCGAUGAGCAGCAGGCCAUCGACAUGAUUGAAUAUUUCGAAGACCUUACAGAAGAGUCCACGGAGAAGAAUAUAAUGUUCCGUGUCUGCUUUUCAAGUCGCCAUUAUCCCUAUAUUGACAUACAGGGGAGUAUUCGGUUGAAAUUGGAGGAUCAGCCAGGCCACAAUGAUGACCUACAGACAUAUGUCAAGCGUCGCCUAAAGGUCAGAGACGCCUUGAUGCUAGAAGAGCUCUACCCGUUGAUUCUUGAGAAAGCUGCGGGUGUCUUCUUGUGGGUUGCUCUGGUUAUCCGCAUCCUUAACAAAGAAGAUCGCUAUGGAAGACCGGCUCUGAAGAAGAGGAUCACGGACCUACCUAGCGAUCUGACCGAACUGUUCAAAGAUAUGAUUACACGAGAUUGUGAGAACAUGGAAGAGCUUCAGCUAUCUGUGCUUUGGAUUCUCUAUGCAAAGCGACCGCUGAGGCCGGGCGAGUAUUAUCAAGCUCUGUGGGCAGGCUUAUAUUCAAAAGGGCUGAUGGAUUCUGAAUUUCCUACAACGUCAACUAUGUCAGUGGACAUCAUCGCAAGGAUUGAAAGAUAUGUCAUCAGCUCGUCGAAAGGCCUAGCUGAGAUUACAAAAUCAUAUAACCCCGUUGUACAGUUCAUACACGAGUCAGUCCGCGAUUUCCUCAUCAAAGACGGAGGUCUUCGUCACUUGUGGCCCGGUCUGGAUGUCGAGUUUGAGAGUUCAGGCCACGAGAUGCUCAAAAUAUGCUGUGACACCUACAUCACUCAUCUCUUAGUGCGGGAGACUGUAUCAAGGCUUACGUGGCAUACCUUCAGGCUGGAGCAAUUCCAGUUCCUAGAGUACGCCAGCCAGCUUAUCAUGCAUCACGCUAACAUUGCCGCCAAGGCCAUAGCACAAGACGAUUUUCUCAUUCGCUUUCGUAAUGAGAGCUGGCCAGCCUUGCCAAACACAGACGUCUCUGAUGAAUGGACGUAUGAACAGAAUACGAGCAUCUUGUACUUUCUCGCGGAGAAUGGAUAUACUGCCCUCAUCCAGACAACUCUAAGAUCUGAACCAGAGAUCAACCCCCCAGGACAAAAGUAUGGUUACCCGCUCUUCGCUGCCUUAGCCAACCGCCACAUAGAAGCUGCUGCUGCUUUGCUUGGGUCAGAUGUUUUCAUAUUCAGCGUAGUCAAUUUUACGCAAGACUUUGGAGUCAAAACCAGCCCAACGAAACGAACACCUCUUACUUGGGCAGCGCAGCGCGGGCAUAGGGAGAUUGUGGAGCUUCUCCUUAAAAAGGGAUCAUCUCCUGACGAGGUGGACGUGGGUGGAGAAACGCCAUUAUCCCGAGCUGCAAUGAACGGUGCAGCCGCGGUGGUGGAAACUUUGGCCAAUCACGGUGCAAAUGUCAAUAGGAAAAAUAUCGAUUGGUCAACGCCACUAUCACAGGCAUCGAUGAAUGGUCAUGGGGAGGUGGCCAAUAUACUGAUCACGAAGGGGGCUAGAGUCAAUACAGAUGUCGGCGGCGGCUGGACACCGCUCUUACUAGCUCUACAAAACAGCUACAAGGCCUUGUCCAUAUUCUUGAUCGAAGAAGGUGCAAAUAUAAAGGUUACAGCUACUCACGACUGGACUCCGCUGUUACUGGCCUCGAAGGGUGGCUCACUAGUACUUAUAGAUCUGCUAGUAAAGCUCGGGGCAGACAUCAAUCUUCCAAAUCGAUUUGGGUGGACACCAAUAUCCCUAGCAGCUGAGAAUGGUCAUCAGCCAGCGGUCGAGCUCCUCAUCAAACACGGGGCCGAAAUCAACGACCCUGGCCAAGGAGGCCGCACGCCUCUGUCGUUGGCGUUACAUAAGGGCCACGAGCCCAUGGCAAGGAUGCUCGUGCGACAGGGGGCGGAUGUCACUCAUAACAACCCAUUGCCGCUUGUACUCGCCUCUGAAAAAGGCUUCUAUAAGCUUGUCACCCUCAUGAUCCAGGAAGGUGCCGAAGUGAACGCUGAGACCGGCAGUGGCUCAACACCUCUCCUCGUGGCUGUAGAAAGAAAAGAUAUGAAAAUGGUGAAGCUUUUGAUCCAAUUAGGAGCGCGUGUGAAUUCCUCGACAGGAUCCAGCUGGUCACCUCUGGCGGAAGCUUCCCAACACGGUCUUAUAGAAAUGAUGCUUCUUCUUAUAAAGAAUGGAGCACAGGUAAACGCUGCCACCAAUUUGGGCUGGACUUCACUGCACAUAGCCUCAAGACACGGGUAUGAGGCAGCAGUCAGACUUCUCAUCUCUCACGGGGCAGAUAUUGUGGCUCGCGCUAAAGAUGGCUUAACCCCUCUGUCGGAGGCUAUGAAGUUUGGUCACAGAACUAUAGCCAAGCUACUGGUAAAAGAGGCGGAAAAGAAAGGAUUAGAAUAG
This is a messenger RNA of Clonostachys solani, 3966 nucleotides long. The record is from the annotation of a GenBank genome assembly. Lineage: Eukaryota; Fungi; Ascomycota; Sordariomycetes; Hypocreales; Bionectriaceae.